Messenger RNA from Laetiporus sulphureus 93-53, 860 nucleotides. RefSeq lists its product as uncharacterized. NCBI's taxonomy places the organism in Eukaryota, Fungi, Basidiomycota, Agaricomycetes, Polyporales, Laetiporaceae. Bases 230 to 670 code for a protein of 146 amino acids. The transcript is spliced from 2 exons. The record is from RefSeq and is a predicted model, not a curated record.
GACUAUAUACCCCGAGGGGGGUAGAGAAAGACAGAAGAUCAGACGCUGCCUCGUGUGCUAGGGAUAACGCCUUGUGACGGAAGGUGACUGAUGUCACAUUGCCGCUCGCUGGGAAAUUACCUCCGUCGUGACAUGAAAUGGUUCCGCGGCCUUGCUUCCGUGUUCUCAUCUCCAGCAAGGGCCGUCUCUCCUUACGGCUUCUGCCCAUCGGAGACCCUUUCAUCGUCCGAUGGCGUCUCCUGCGCAGCGGCUCGACAAUCCUCCUUCUCACAUCCCGGGCUUGGGUCACUUCGCGGCAUCACAGGAGCCUCGCAUGGCUCGUCUUCGAGUUCUUGACCUAUCCCCAGGAUACGUAUCAUCAUCGCCCUUCGCCCAAGUACAUUACUUUCAUUAUGAGCCACUCGCCGCAAUGACCCCGCUGAUGGUAUUGUUCGCGGUGGCGGUUCUGAACUUCGCAUACCAGAGUCUGGAUAGGCAUUCGGUCAUACCGUGUAGGCCACCUGGGGUCCACGACGCGGAGGUUUACGGUCCUGUACCGCCUCAAUCGAUCGCAACUAGCUUAUCUUCAUAUCACCAGUCUCCAUCGCCUGUUAAGGCAAGCGUCCCGACAUGCGUUGACCCUGGUCACGUCCCAGAGCCUGGUCAGGUCAGCCAUUCAACACAGCGUUAAACUCCCUACGAGAGUAUUUCUCAUCCCCCGAGAGUUCGGCCAAUUGAAUGACAUUCUUCCUAUUUCGAGCAAGCGACGCCUCGUGGCCGGGGACAAAUUUCAGCGCCUGCAUCGUUGUUUUCAUUUCCCGUUGCCGGUCUGCCCGUGCAGGUCCGCGUCUGCGUAAGCCACUUUGUGCGUUCAUUCUCCC